This is a messenger RNA of Frankliniella occidentalis (western flower thrips), 576 nucleotides long. Its product is annotated as leucine-rich repeat and immunoglobulin-like domain-containing nogo receptor-interacting protein 2. The transcript is spliced from 4 exons. The record is from RefSeq and is a predicted model, not a curated record. Gene Ontology annotation, molecular function: protein binding. Gene Ontology annotation, cellular component: extracellular matrix. Lineage: Eukaryota; Metazoa; Arthropoda; Insecta; Thysanoptera; Thripidae. Bases 42 to 536 code for a protein of 164 amino acids.
CCGGGGCUCCCCGCCAGCGGCCCGGGUGGGCCCAGUCGGCCAUGGCGGCGUGCUGCCCGUGCGCCGGUGGUGCCCGUGCCGCCCUCGUCGCGGCCACGGCGCUCGCGCUGCUGCUGUUGGUGCCCGUCCUCGCGCAGUACCCGGACCCGGAGGACGAGACGGGUCCCGAUGUCGUCGGUGCCCUGGCCUCGGAGCUCGUCAUCCUGGAGCGGCGGGUGCGCGCGCUGGAGCAGCCAGUCUGGAUGGUGUCGGGCGCCGAGGACCGUUGGCUGCAGUGCUGCGACGGCCCGUGUCGCUGCCGGCCCGAGAUGCGCUCCCUCAGCUGCUGGAGGCACGGCCUGAGACAGCUGCCGCAGCUGCAGCGGCUGCCCGAGGACGUGCGCAGUAUUGACCUCAGCGUGAACCGGCUGUCCACCCUGCACAAGGACGCUUUCCGGGGUCUCGUCCACUUGACUGAUCUGGACCUGUACGACAACGAGCUGGACUUCCUGCCGGAGUCGCUGUUCGAGUCGCUGGACAGUCUGCAGCACUUGUGAGUGGCCGCGGCUGGCGCCUGGCGCCGUGCAGCAGUGAGAG